CCCGCCCCGCCCCGCCCCGACCGCAGAGGCAGCGCCAUGGCCGCCCGCCCGCCGCCCCGCUCCUGCGACACGUUCGUGGCGCUGCCGCCCGCCGCGGCCGGGGGCCGGGUGGUGUUCGGCAAGAACUCGGACCGGCCGCGGGACGAGGUGCAGGAGGUGCUGCACUGCCCCGCCGCACGGCACCCGCCCGGCGCCGCGCUGCAGUGCACCUACAUCGAAAUCGAGCAGGUUCAGCACACCUACGCCGUCGUCCUGAGCCGUCCCUCCUGGCUCUGGGGAGCAGAAAUGGGCGCUAACGAACACGGGGUGUGCAUCGGGAACGAGGCCGUGUGGGGCAGAGAGGAAGUCUGCGACGAUGAAGCUCUCCUAGGCAUGGAUCUCGUAAGGCUUGGACUCGAGAGAGCGGACACGGCUGAAAAGGCUCUUAGUGUCAUAGUUGAUUUGCUAGAAAAAUAUGGACAGGGAGGAAACUGUAUGGAGAGCCACAUGGCUUUUACAUACCAUAACAGUUUUCUGAUAGCUGACAGAAAGGAAGCCUGGGUGCUGGAGACAUCAGGAAAACACUGGGCAGCAGAAAAAGUAGAAGGAGGUGUACGGAAUAUUUCCAACCAGCUCUCUAUCACAACCAAGAUUGACAGACAACAUCCGGAGCUGAAGGAAUAUGCCAAAAGCAAGGGCUGGUGGGAUGGGGAAAAGGAAUUUGAUUUUGCUGCCACAUAUUCUUAUGUAAAUACUGCCAGAAUGACUACAUCCAGGGGCCGCUAUUGUGAAGGCUACAAACUUCUGAACAAACACAAAGGCUCUAUCACUCCUGAAACAAUGAUGGAAAUUCUUCGUGACAAAGAGAGUGGCAUUAAUAUGGAAGGCGGUUUUAUGACAACUGGAAGCAUGGUGUCUGUACUGCCUCAGGAGCCUAAUCUGCCUUGUAUUCACUUCUUUACAGGAACUCCAGACCCUGCAAGGUCUGUAUUCAAGCCUUUCAUUUUUGUGCCCGAUGUUACUCAGUUAUUAAAAACCACCUCCCCUACAUUUGGUCAUGAUGAUCCAGUUAAGAAGCAACCACGUUUUCAGAGUAAGCCAGAUCGAAGACAUGAGCUCUAUAAAAAACAUGAAAGUGCUGCUGUAGCUAUGGAAGCCAUGAAGGGCAAAGGAAAAGAGAUGCUGCAAAAGAUACAGAUGCUGGAGAAAAGUAAGAUAAGCGAAAUGGAAUCAAUCCUGCAAAACGGAUGUCUUGACACUAACCAAGUGGUUAACCUUUUUUCACAGUGUGUAGAAGAAGAACUCAAAAUAUAUAGUUAAAACUACGAUUUGAAUGAAUGGAUUAUAAUUUGUUGUUAUGGUUAACUCUUCUAAUGGAGUGGCUAUAUAGAUUACCUCUUAUUUUCAAUAUACCAGUUACUUAGUAUGGACAGUUUUAAAGCUGCAGAUCUCUAUUCAGGCCAAACAGCUUUUGGUUGUAGGAAGCAAGUCUGAAAAGGGUCUUCAGAGCUGGCAGUACCUCUGUAAGUGGCAAAAAACUGACAGCAGAGAUUGAUUCGCCAACAACCUGAUAUGCAAUUAGAAUUCAAAUAGCUUGACUAAGUUGCAGAACAACCCCAUCUGUGGAUGAAGAACACCAAUGUAGCUACACACAUGUAGCUUUUAUAGUCAAGAUAAUCAUUGCAGCAGAAUUUCCUACUGCCUGAAUUAAAAUGGCCAGGCUAGAGGCUUUUCUAAAAUGUAGGAAAAUAUUGCUUUUACUGAAUUAAAAGGAACGUGAUAUGCAAGUCAAGUGAGAUUGAUAUUCAGCUGUUUGAUAAAUGCUUUCUAAGGUAUGUUUCAUAUAUGAACUUUCUACUCCUUUAAUGUGAAAUAAGGCUAAGAGCUUAAGGUCUUAGAUUAAACCCAAAUCAAUUACAGUUUUACCAUAAUUUGUUGUGAAAUCUGAUUAUACGGGAUUCAACAAUGUUAGUGUCUAGCAAGUUACCACACAGUUAUUUAUUUACAUACAACCUGAUCAUUGUAAAUUAAUUCUUCAAUACACGUUAUACCACUGUGA
Molecule: messenger RNA, 2038 nt
Organism: Cygnus atratus (black swan)
Lineage: Eukaryota; Metazoa; Chordata; Aves; Anseriformes; Anatidae
Gene: SCRN3
Product: secernin 3
Exons: 7
Coding region: 37-1299 (420 amino acids)
Biological process (GO): proteolysis
Molecular function (GO): cysteine-type exopeptidase activity; dipeptidase activity
Source: RefSeq, a predicted model, not a curated record